Acanthosepion pharaonis is the source of this 2232-nucleotide messenger RNA. The record is from the annotation of a GenBank genome assembly. Lineage: Eukaryota; Metazoa; Mollusca; Cephalopoda; Sepiida; Sepiidae.
AUGCCACUAUGUGAGUAUAAAACUUAUGUAGCGAAGAAAAGAUGGAAAACACGUUCGUCUUUCUUUAAUUCACACAAAUUCAGAUUAUGCUCUCUCUCUCUCUCUCUCUCUCUCUCUCUCUCUCUCUAUCUAUCUAUCUAUCUAUCUAUCUAUCUAUCUAUCUAUCUCACACACACACACUCUUUCUCUAAAUUAUUUUACUUACACUUCGGAUUUAUUCUUCCCUUUCACAAUUAUUAUUCUCUCUUUCUAUCUAUCUAUCUAUCUAUCUAUCUAUCUAUCUAUCUAUCUGAUAAUAAUAUAUAUCUAUUUAUCUAUCUAAUCAUUAUCUAUCUAUUUAUCUAUCUUAUUUGUUGUUCACUCUCUUCAUAUCUAUCUACCUGUUCAUAUCUAUCUAUCUAUCUAUCUAUCAAAUCUAUCUAUCUAUCUAUCUAUCUAUCUAUCUAUCUAUCUAUCUAUCAGUCUGUUCAUAUCUAUCAAUCUAUCUAUCUAUCUGUUCAUAUCUAUCUAAUUAUCAGUCUGUUCAUAUCUAUGUAUCUAUUAACUAUGUUUGUUCAUAUCUAUCUAUCUAUCUAUCUAUCUAUCUAUCUAUCUAUUAUCUAUCUAUCAUCUAUUGGAUAUGUAUUAGACUAUGUUUGUUCAUUUCUUUCUAUCUCUCUAUCUAUGUUUAUCUGUUCGGCAUGUAAAAAGCUGUUAAUAUCUAUUAGUCUGUAUUUUGUGUUUGUUAUUAUCUAUCUAUUUUAUGACUGUUCUCAUCUUUCCUAUUUUUUUUAUCUAUUAGUCUGUCAAUCUAGUUCUUAUUUUCCCAUUUGUUCAUAUCUAUUUUAUCCUUCAUUUUAUUUUGUAUCUAUUAGUCUGUCCAUUCAUUUUAUUUUCAGUUUUUCAUAUUUUAUCUAUCUUCAUUUGAUCUAUUUACCCAUCUAUCUGGAUAUGUGUUUUUUCUUCCUUUCUUUUCCCUUCAUUUUUAUUUUUUGCACUUUUCGACUAGACGUUUUAUAUUAUUAUCAUUUUGUCAUUUUCAUUUUGCCAUUUUCUUUUACCCUUCAUUUGAUCUUUUCCCCUUCUUUUUCUUCUUUUCCCCUUCAUUUUAUCUUGCGCUCCUACUCUAUUUUAUCUUUGCAUUUUCAUUUUCUUUUAUUUUCCCUUUCAUUUGAUCUUUUCCCCUUCACCUUAUCUUCUUUACUCCUUCAUUUUAUUUUAUCUUCUUUUAUCCUUCAUUUUCUCUUCUUUUCCCCUUCAUUUUACCUUCUGUGCCCCUUCAUUUUACCUUCUUUUCCCCCGCUUCAUUUUCUCUUCUUUUCGCCUUCAUUUUACCUUCUUUUCCCCUUCAUUUUACCUUCAUUUUUACCCAUUCAUUUUAUCUUCUUUUCCCCUUCAUUUUUUAUUUCCCCUUCAUUUUACUUCUUUUCCCCUUCAUUUUCCUUCUUUUCCUCUUCAUUUUUCUUUUUAGAUUUCAUUUUACCUUCUUUACCCAUUCAUUUUCUCUUCUUUUCCCCUAGACUUUAUCUUCUUUACUCCUUCAUUUCAUCUUCUUUUCCCCUAGAUUUUAUUUUCUUUUAUCCUUCAUUUUCACUUCUUUUCCCCUUCAUUUUCACUUCUUUUCCCCUUCAUUUUACCUUCUUUUCCCCUUCAUUUUACCUUCUUUUCCCUUCAUUUUACCUUCUUUUCCCCUUCAUUUUACCUUCUUUUCCCCUUCAUUUUCUUUUCCCUUCAUUUUACCUUCUUUUCUCUUUCAUUUUACCUUGUUUACUCCUUUAUUUGAUCUUUUUCCCUACAUUUUAUCUUCUUUUAUCCUUCAUUUUAUCUUCUGUUCCCCUUCCUUUUCUCUUCUUUUCCCCUUCAUUUUAUUCUUCAUUUUAUCUACUUUUCUCUGUUUCCCUUCAUUUGAUCUUGGGCUUCUCCUCUAUUUUAUCUUUUCCCCCGCUUCAUUUUAUCUUCUUUUCUUCCCCUUCAUUUUAUCUUCUUUUCUUCCGCUUCAUUCUGAUCUUUCUCCAUUUUAUCUUCUUUUGCCCUUUAUGUUGUUUUCCCCUUCAUUUUAUCUUCUGUUUUCCCUUCAUUUUAUCUUUUCCUCUUCGUUUUAUUUCUUUUCCUCUCCAUUUUAUCUUCUUUUCUCUGUUUCCCUUCAUUUUAUUCUACGUUCCUCUUUAUCUUAUCUUUACCAUUUCAUUUUAUCUUAUUCCCCCGCUUCAUUUUAUCUUUUCUCUCCUUUCACUUAGCCAUGUUCGUCAAUAA